Messenger RNA from Zychaea mexicana, 664 nucleotides. RefSeq lists its product as uncharacterized. The record is from RefSeq and is a predicted model, not a curated record. The transcript is spliced from 3 exons. The coding region runs from base 146 to 517 and encodes 123 amino acids. Lineage: Eukaryota; Fungi; Mucoromycota; Mucoromycetes; Mucorales; Lichtheimiaceae.
GUUCCUGGGGGUUAACUGCAUGGCCCUCCAUUGCCGAGAUCCAAAAACGCCUGCCAACAAAAAGGCCAUCUAAAAAGAAAUGGUGGCGUUUGGUUGCUCUGAUAUGGUUUUCCCUUGACUGCUGUCAUGUCUACCUCAACCAGCAAUGAACAUAUAUCUCGCAGUAACGAAAAGACUGUCAUGCUGUCGAAGCCCGUAUUGUGACAAGUCCUAUCAGUCGAUACAGAAAGCCGUUAACCAUAUUAUCGCAGUACAUCAUAUACGACUUGAACGCCGUGAGUCGGGUUCUCGCAGUAAUGCUGCAUACAAUCAAAGGAAUGUGCGGAAAUACGAAAAGCUUGGCUAUACGAUCUUAACUUACUAUGGCUGUGUGUCCUGCAAGGAGGUGUUCGCUGAGAAGGAAGAAUUACGUCGACAUUGCGAUGCCAACCAUGUCAUUACAACUCUGUAUGGAAAUGGGCUCAUUACCUCACCCAAGGAUGUAAUCAGGUCUGAUUAUCAUCAAUUCUAUUGCUGAAGCCUUCACGCACCAACUGUGACCCUCAUCAGUAUAUCGGCUGUGAUACAUGCGAGGGACUUAUCGAUCACUUGCUUGAUACAUAUGGCGGAUCAACAUACGAAUCUGACCCCGUGGUUCGGCUACACGUUGAAAAAGUUGUGAAGG